Molecule: messenger RNA, 1042 nt
Organism: Paramuricea clavata
Lineage: Eukaryota; Metazoa; Cnidaria; Anthozoa; Malacalcyonacea; Plexauridae
Source: the annotation of a GenBank genome assembly
CUUAAAUAUUUCCAAGCUCUGUGCGCGGUCGUGACGUCACACGUUAGAGUUAACGCGCGAAGAUGCAAAACUGCUGUAGUUUUAAUAUGGCGGAACCAAAACAUGCAACGAAAACUACAAAAAAUCUUGGAAAGUAUUGCGUUGCUGGUGGCCCAAAUAAUGAAAGUUGCAAGAACAACUCGACCACUCCCGGGAUAUCAAUGCAUGAAUUUCCAAAACCUGGUAAUCAACUGCGAAAUCUAUGGAUAAAGUUUGUCAGGCGACAUAGAAUGGCACACUGGCAGCCUUCGCCUUACUCGUGCUUGUGUUCUUCACAUUUUGAACCACAAUGCUUUCAUCAGCGACUUGGUCUUGGAUUGGAAGUCAGCAGCAAUAUCACAACAAAACGACUAUUAUACAGAAGUUGUGCGAUUCCAACCAUUGACACCGUCGAACCGGACAGAACCCCGCAUCCAGUUUCACAACAGGAGCGCAGACAGGUGCGGUAUUAUAUUACAUAAUUUCAUAUGUAAAUUUAUUAUCAGAUUAGUUUUAAGAAAUUUUAUUGAAAUUUUUACUCUAACCACAGACUCUUCGUGAUGCCAGCUUCAUAUCUGCACAACAACAAAGUGAGCAUGCAAGCAUGCGAAGGAGAUAUUUCAGGAGUACAACUUGAAACGAGCAUGGAAGCCGAUACACAUACCUGUGAAAUUUCUCGUUCAGCAUGCGAAGAGUGUAACAAACAUAAACAACGAUAUAUCAGAUUGAAUGACAAAUACAGAAAAGCCAAAGGUGUGCAACAAAAGCUAAAAAGUAAGGUAGUUCAACUGGAAAAAGCUAACGAGCCUUGACGGAGGUAAAUAGUAUGUUUUGAUAAAGAAUUUACACUAUAUUUAAUAUGACAGAUGUAUAUGUUUACUUUACAUAUUUUAUGCUCAGGCUUCAGCAUUCUUUCUGCUCAAGUGGCAACCAAAUAUACCAUUUAACACUUUAUAAUUAUUCGGUAUAUAAUCUGUCAUGAAAUUUGAAAAUAUUGUAGUCACUUUAUACCUAUAGGUACAUA